AUGGCGGAUUGGGGGCCGGUGGUGAUAGCCGUGGUGCUGUUCGUGCUGCUGUCGCCGGGGCUGCUGUUCCAGAUACCAGGGAAGAGCGGGAGGGUGGUGGAGUUCGGCAACUUCCACACCAGCGGCAUCUCCAUACUCGUCCACGCCAUCAUCUAUUUCGCCCUCAUCACCAUCUUCCUCAUCGCCAUCGGCGUCCACAUCUACACCGGCUAAAGCAACGAUUUUUAACCUAUAUAUGUGUAAUAUGUUGGAUCAGACCAGUGAGUUUAUUUAUGCUUCCAUGUUUAAUCUGACAUCGUCUCAGAAGUUUAUUUCUCAGCUAUUGUGAGAUAUUAUUUGGCUUUGGCGUGUA
Molecule: messenger RNA, 352 nt
Organism: Musa acuminata AAA Group (dessert banana)
Lineage: Eukaryota; Viridiplantae; Streptophyta; Magnoliopsida; Zingiberales; Musaceae
Exons: 1
Coding region: 1-213 (70 amino acids)
Source: RefSeq, a predicted model, not a curated record